UGAAUUUAUACAGUGUUGCCAGUUGCCAAGACUGGUGUAUUUGUUUGUAUGUUAAUUUUUAACAGACAGUUUUGUAGUCCUAUCACGUCCUAUCGUGUUACCUUACUUUGUUUUUUGUGAUAGUAUCAACAAUAUCAACAGAAAAAAUUUAAGAUGCGCGAAUAUAUAGGUAUCUACUACAUAUCGUAUUUUUAAAAGUCGAUUAAGUACAACAAAAUUCCAGUUGGCCGUCGUUUACAAGUCUCUUACGCUUUUUUUUUAUUUCUUGUAUAGCCCUCGUCUAAACCUUUAAAUAACAACAAUGACUUCUGCGCUUUACUUGGAACACUAUUUGGACAGUUUAGAGAAUCUUCCUGUUGAGUUGCAACGGAACUUUACUCUGAUGCGAGAUCUCGAUUCUAGAGCUCAAGAACUGAUGCGCAACAUUGACAAAUUGGCAGAUGAUUAUUUAUCAAAUAGCAAAGGAUACGCACCAGAUAAAAAAGGUGAAACUUUAACCAGCAUACAACGUCAGUUUGAUAAAGCAAAAGAAUAUGGUGAUGAUAAAGUUCAAUUAGCUAUACAAACUUAUGAAUUGGUAGAUAAACAUAUUAGGAAAUUAGAUUCAGAUUUAGCACGCUUUGAAGCAGAAAUUCAAGACAAAGCCAUCAGUGCGACAAGAAAUAUAGAGGAAAAUUCACAAAAACGAGGACGUAAAAAGACCAAAGAUAAAGAAAUUAAAAAGAAAAGUGCAUCAAGCGAAGAAGAAACCGCUCCCAAUAAAACUUCUAAAAAGAAACAACUGAAAAAGGGAGUUACAAAAACGACAAGUACAGCACCGAGUAAAACACCUUUAAUCAAUGUUGUCACUAAUCCAACAAACCCUACGAAUAGCAUAACCAGCGUUGCAGUAGAAAGUAGUUCCCUUACUGGUGCAUUAGUUGGUGCUGGAGUUGCACACUCGGCUGAAGUGUUAGACAUGCCGGUUGAUCCAAAUGAACCAACAUAUUGUUUAUGCAACCAAGUUUCAUAUGGUGAAAUGAUUGGCUGUGAUAAUCCAGAUUGUCCUAUUGAAUGGUUCCACUUUGCAUGUGUCAAAUUAACUACAAAGCCCAAAGGAAAAUGGUUCUGUCCCAAAUGUAUAACAGACAGAAAGAAAAAAUAAGAUUUCUUAAAAAUGAAAUAACUUUUUUUAAUUUAUAUAUACAUACAUAUUAUAUUAUAUAGUGUAUAAUGUUAUGUUAAUAUUUCUUACGGCGUAAGAACAAAUGAUUAAAAUUAAUGUAAUUUGUAAUAUUUUCAUGAAUUACACGUAAAAUGAUAAUAAAAAUUUAAUUUCUAUAUUAAAUCUA
Molecule: messenger RNA, 1331 nt
Organism: Aphis gossypii (cotton aphid)
Lineage: Eukaryota; Metazoa; Arthropoda; Insecta; Hemiptera; Aphididae
Product: inhibitor of growth protein 4-like
Exons: 6
Coding region: 302-1144 (280 amino acids)
Biological process (GO): regulation of DNA-templated transcription
Cellular component (GO): nucleus
Source: RefSeq, a predicted model, not a curated record